AUGCUGAAUUUUUCACCUUUGACAAAAGACAGUGCAGCGAAUUUAACCUCAUUCGUGGAGACUUUUGACCAUUCCUUGAAAGCUAUUCACGCCUUGCAGAUUGAGAACUUGGACGACUAUCUAUUCUGCCAUCUGGCACUUCGCGGGCUAGACAGUCAUUCUCGGAAAUUGUUUGAAGAAAGCCGCGAUCAAAAUGAAUUACUGACUUUCGCGGAAUUAAUAAAUUUUGUGAACAAACAAAUAAAAGUGUUGGAACAUACUUUUCCUAGUACUAGCUCCCGGACUAUAAACCAUCAACAAGUCAAAGUGAAGUCACCUGUCAACUUCACACAACCGACUCAUAAACCUGCCAGUUUCAAAUAUUCGAACGCGACCUCGUCUUCGCAAAAGGUUGGAUUAACUGUUUCGCGUAAUAAUGAUACUCAAAAUAAUUCGUACCAAAACAAACUGACUUGCGUGCAUUGCAACUCAAAUCAUCUGAUUUAUCGUUGCGAACAGUUUCGUAAACUGUUGAUUCAAGAUAGGAUUGACCGUGUCAACGCCUUGAAGAUAUGCAGCAACUGCUUGAAAAGUGGUCACGAAGCGUCAAGUUGUAAGAGCAAUAUGACUUGUGGAGUUUGCUCUCAGCCUCAUCAUUAUUUGCUACAUCGGGAUGCAAGUGUUCUGCAGGCUCCGGCCGUGCCGACCCUGCAGACGCCCCGCGCUGCCGUGCAUGCAGCGGGGCCUUCGCCGCCGCGCUCCGUGAGUGUGACGCCCGCUCCAACUGGAACUGAGAAUCUUCACUCCGUGAGUGAAAAUUCAGGUUCUUACGGUGUAGUGUUGGGGACUACGAGGACUCUAGUGGUUGACAUCACCGGACAACAUCAGAACUGCCGUGCUGUUCUUGAUUCUGGAGCGCAAAGCUCAUUUAUUACUUUGAAUUGUGCUCAACGUUUGGGCUUACCUCGCAACAAAUGUCCUUACACAGUAUCAGGACUUGGAGGUGAACUUGUCAAAAACUUUGGCAUGGUGACGUGCGACUUGAAGCCGUGUAAAUUGGACGUUCCGAGUUUCCAGGUGGAGAUGGUCGUCGUGGAGAAAGUGUCAUCUGAAAUGCCAAAUGUUUCGUUUCCGCCAGAAGUUGUGGAAGAAUACAAGAAUUUUGAAUUGGCUGACCCGUUGUUUUUCGAGAAGUCAUCGGUGGAUAUUCUACUGGACAAUGGCGUCGUGUCCGAAUUGAUUAUGGACAAGCCUACUACUGUCAAGCCGAACAUUCCAAAGGUUAUUGAAACCAUUUUUGGGUACGUCGUUAGCGGAAGAUUAUACAACGACAGUAACGACACCGAAACACCAACACAGAGUUUCCAUCUGACGAUUUCUCUAGAGAAGACUUUGGACAAAACGCUGCGUGACUUCUGGGAACUAGAGGAAUUGCCGUGCAAACCUGUACUCAGCCCACAAGAUCAGCUGGCUGAAGAUAUUUACGUGCGUGAUCACUCCCGUGAUGAGGGGGGGAGGUAUAUCGUGCCGCUGCCUUUUGUUCCUGAUGCGCCGAUACUCGGAGACUCUCGCGCUGCUGCCAAGCGACGACUGCUGGCAACAGAGCGCAAACUCGCGCGCUCACCAGUGCUGCAGCAAGCUUACAAUGACUUCAUGUUGGAGUAUGAGAAACUAGACCACAUGGAAUUGUAUACUGGUAGCGAGCCGAGCAAAUAUCUUGUACCACAUCACAGUAUUUUAAGGCCAAGCAGCACAUCUACGCCGUUGCGCGUAGUCUUUGAUGCUAGUGCGAAAACGUCUACAAACGUCUCUCUUAAUGACACCCAGUUGACGGGACCAAACCUAUACCGUGAUAUAGGAGCCAUUAUAACAAAUUUUCGAUUAUUCGAAUACUGUUUCGCAAGUGAUAUUUGCAAAAUGUAUCGUGCAAUCCUUGUGCGCGAAUCUGACCGAAAAUAUCAACAUAUUUUAUAUCGGUCGUCAGUUGACGAGCCGAUAAAAGUCUAUGAGUUGAAAACAAUCACAUAUGGCGUGAGUUCGAGUCCAUUUCUGGCCAUACGCACUUUACUACAAUUAGCCAGUGAUGAAGGCGAACGUUUCCCUUCUGCUGCUGAAGUUGUACGUCAAGGCAUCUAUAUGGAUGAUAUCCUGUGGUCAUGCGCCACCUUCUCUCAGGCAUGUGCAUUACAGGACGAGUUGAUUAAUAUGCUACAGUGCGGAGGACUUGUGCUUAAGAAGUGGUCGAGCAACUCUGAACAGUUGUUUGAGCGCGUCCCGGCCGAACAUCGUGAAACUACUGUCACUUUUCAAAAGGACAGGGAUGACGUUUCAAUUAAGCUUUUAGGCUUGAAAUGGUCUCCGGUGUUUGACGCGUUCAGCUUCUCAUUGAACAAACAAGAUACCGUCAAUACUAAGCGAUCUGUACUGAAGACUCUUGCGUCAAUUUAUGAUCCUGUUGGAUACAUUGCUCCAUGCACAUUUGUUGCAAAGUGCAUUCUUCAGGACCUUUGGAAGGUGGGUCUCGGUUGGGAUGAUCCACUUCCUCAAGACGUAUGCGAGCAGUGGUUGACGUUCAUUGACGAACUACCCCGACUAUCCGAGUUGCAGAUUCAACGGCAUAUCUUGCUUCCAAAUGUAACUGAAUGCGAACUUGUUGGAUUUAGCGACGCGUCUUCUCGUGGGUACGCCGCCUGCAUCUACGUCAUCUCACGACAUCAGUCUAACGUUAAGUGCAGAUUGUUGAUGGCAAGGUCAAAGGUAGCACCUGUCAAAGUUCAGACUAUCCCGAAAAUGGAACUUAUGGCCGCAGCACUUCUUGCAAAACUAAUGAAGUACGCGUGUGAAUGCUUAAUUCGGGUUAAUGUGACAAAAAUCACAGCUUUGACAGAUUCGUCUAUUGUCUUGGCGUGGCUACAAACUGACGCUUAUAAAUUAAAAACAUUUGUGUGUAACCGUGUUACACAAAUAACAGAGUCAAUACCUCCUCAUGCGUGGCGUCAUGUGAACAGCGAAAACAACAUGGCAGACGUCGCCUCGCGAGGUGUUUCUCCGUCGCAGUUCAUGGCUGGUAACACUCAGUGGUUUGAAGGGCCUGCCUGGAUGUAUGACGAUUGUGAGAAUUGGCCUGUUUCCACUUUCAUAAACAAAUGUGAAACACAAAUCCCAGAGAUGAAAUUAAAUACAAAUACAUUUAAUUUACUAUCUCAACAAACGGGAGAAGAAGGUAAACUGGAAUUCGUUGAUCGUGUUUGCUUCCAGUUCUCUUCUUAUUCUAGAAUGCAAAGAAGCAUCGCCUGGAUCUUACGUUUACUGCGACGAUUCCGUGGUGACGUUUCGAUUUGCGACCAAGUUUUAACGACAAAAGACUUGAAUCAAGCCCAUGAUUGCUUGAUCAAAUUAGUACAAGCAGCUUAUUUCAAAGAGCAAAUUGAAACUUUGAAAAAGGGCGUAACGUACAUCCCUUCGUUAAGGAAGCUUGCACCCUUUCUUGACGAUCGAGGCUUCCUCAGGGUGGGGGGUCGUAUCCCGCACUCUGACUUGCCUUACAAUGCGAAGCAUCCUAUAUUGUUGCCGAAGCAAAGUAGGUUUACAAAGCUCUUGGUUGAAUAUUUUCAUAAGAAAUAUUUACACACAGGUCCGCAGACCUUGCAGAAUAUUCUCAACCAGAGAUAUUGGAUCUUGUCGGCUCGUAGCCUAAUUCGUUCCAUUCAUUCAAAGUGCAAGAGCUGCUACAAAUGUAGACCCACUCUGCUGCAGCCUAAAAUGGGUGACCUUCCAUCAACUCGUCUGUUACCUAAUAAGGUGUUUGAGCAUGUAGGUGUGGACCUGGCCGGACCCUUUUAUAUAAAGGAAAGCUUACGGCGCAAUGCCAAGAUAGAGAAGGCUUAUUUAGCGGUCUUCGUUUGCUUUUCAACUAAAGCCGUGCAUUUGGAAACGCUCUCCUCUCUAUCUGCCGAUUGCUUUUUGGCUACUCUAGACAGAUUCGUAUCCCGUCGCGGUCUUUCGGCAUGUUUUUAUUCCGAUUGCGGGACGAAUUUCACAGCAGCCAGUAAACAUCUUGCUGAUGUUCAGAAAUUCAUGUCUGACAAGAGCACUCAACAGGAUAUUUUUAACGGCUGCGCUCAGCGCUUGAUUAACUGGCAGUUCAAUCCUCCUAGCGCCCCUCACAUGGGUGGUUUAUGGGAGAGUUGCGUUGGUAUUGCGAAAUACCAUCUUGUGCGUGCUGUCGGUGACAAAGCCUUGACUUUUGAGGAGCUGACAACAAUUUUCUGUAAAAUUGAAGCCAUAAUGAAUUCACGGCCAUUAUGCGCUCUGCCAGCUAGUGAUAAUCCUCAUGAGUUUAAUGUCCUAAGUCCUAACUCCUGGACACUUCUUGAUAGGCAAGAGUCUGACAGCUGUACCAGAGUAUGA
Molecule: messenger RNA, 4389 nt
Organism: Cydia amplana
Lineage: Eukaryota; Metazoa; Arthropoda; Insecta; Lepidoptera; Tortricidae
Exons: 1
Coding region: 1-4389 (1462 amino acids)
Biological process (GO): DNA integration; proteolysis
Molecular function (GO): aspartic-type endopeptidase activity; nucleic acid binding
Source: RefSeq, a predicted model, not a curated record